CUUGCCCACUUUAAUCUCAUUGUGCAUCGCUCGCUGGAGGAGCAUCAUCCGUGAUAACUACAGGAAUGAGCAGAAAUCAACCCUCUCCCGGUGCAGCAUUGAAAAACAAAUACACGUCUGCUCUGCUUUCAGCUUCCAACGCUGAAGUGUUGAAAAUAACGAUCAACAAUGGCAGGCAGUUCUGAGAGUAAACAGGAAGCAGAGGGCUAUGGGAACCUAAUGGUUCAUUUCCAGAGCUACUUACAUGGUGGAAUCUCCAGCUUGCUGUCCACUCUUCCCAUUUUUAUCGUGUUCCCUGUCUAUAAGACUGUUUUUCGUCAACAAAUCCACAACACCCCUGUUCACAAGGCAGUGGGGCAGCUCUACAGAGAAGGACCUGUGAAGCUCUACAGGGGUGUGGCUCCACCAUUACUCAUGAAGACACUGAAUGGCACGCUGCUCUUUGGCCUCCAGGACACCCUCCUCCGCCAGCUCUAUCUAUCAUCCCAAAAUAUCAUCCCUACCAAUGCCCUGCCUGCUCUGGCUGGGUUUGGGGCAGGUAUUAUAGAAGCUGUGGUUUUUACGCCCUUUGAGCGCGUUCAGAAUGUUUUGCAGAACAGCCAGAAUGACAGCCGUCUACCCUCACUGAAGAGUGUCCUUCUUAGGCUAAAGGCAGAGAGGAUGGCUGCAGGCUACUACAGAGCCUUCCUGCCCAUUGCAGCCCGCAACGCUCUGGGGAGCUCCCUCUAUUUUGGACUGAAGGGGCCUGUAUAUGUUGCUGUGGCAGAGCAAGGGCUCUCUCCAAUAGCCUCCUCUUUCAUCUCAGGAACGGUGAUCUCAAUGGCAGUCAGCUUGACUCUGUACCCACUGUCUGUGCUUGUGGCAAACAUGCAGGCACAGGUAGGCGGGGAGGUCAAAGGUGUCACAGCAUGCUGGGCCCUGCUCUGGAAAUCUCGUCAUCGGAGUUUGGCUCUACUGUACCGAGGAGGUUCCCUGGUUAUCCUGAGGUCGUGCAUCACUUGGGGAAUCACCACCGCUAUUUAUGACAGCCAGGAGAAACGGUCAGGCUGAAGAUACGUGGAUAAGACCUUUUUAAAUGUUAUUAUCCAAAUAAAAUGCAGUUGCAUUUACUUUUUUUUAUUGUUCAGGGUUGUAGACUUUUCACAGAAGAUAUUUUGCCUCAUAAUUGGAAGAAAACACAAGUAUUGACAAGCCUUUGCAGUGUGGGAGUGAGCCUGUACGAGCAAUCCCAGUAUUCCAGUAUUUGUUACUUCCACCUGAGCUUGUCUAUUGUGGUGCAGAAAAGUGUCUAAAAUCGCAGUCAGUCAAGCUAACAAACAGCUAAUUUUGUGUGUCAAAAUGUGCAGUCAAGCUGAGGGCACCACUGCUGAGACUUGAAUCCUGGUUUCUGAGAUGGGUUUAAAUAUUUCUCUUUUUUAUUUGUAAAAUGUGAUUAUGGUGCUUUUCAGUCACAUAUGCCUUGAAUUUUUAUUGUUUUUGUAAGGGAACUUCACCAGUUUUACUCAUGAAAGUCAUUUUGCUUAUCAUGAGUAAGGCUCAGCCCCUGAAAACAGUCAUCUAAUGGCCUUGUGGUUAUUGUUAUUAUUUUUAUUUUUAUUUUUUUGUAGCAUUUUUUUAGGAAAGACAGUAAGGCAGUCCGAUUUGAAUAAGGGAUAAUUAAAUAGGCAGAAAUAUAGAUUCGUUUUCUAAAGCCUGACAAUAAGGUUUAUCUCAAUUGAUUUUUAAAAACCUGGAUACUUACUAAUUAACAGUUUGGACAGUCUAAAAAAGUGAUUUGCAUAUGAAGAAAACUGACCCACAUGAGGGGCUACAAGUCAUAUUAUUGAUUUUUUUUUUUAUGCUGCCACAAGGGGGACCCCUAACACAGUGGUAGCACUAAGUCCCUGUACUGCUCAUAUUAGUGCAAAACCAACUAGCUGUAUGUUCACUGUGUUUAAUUUCAUGUAUCAUAUGGAAACUACUAAGCUAUGCAGUCCCAAGGUUUUAUGGGACCUUAAACAGAAUUUGAUUUGGAGCCACAGGUUAGUCUGCUCAUCCCCUGUGUUGGGCCGGCUCUACACUUCUGACACACUCACUUGUGCCUCUUCCUGUGCUUUUAUGAGGUAACUUAAGUUAACAAUGUCAGCCAAGUACACUUAUCUCUGGAAACACCUUGAAUGGGCAUACACACUGAAAAGAGUGCAGACUGCAGCUUGCAAGGUUUUAUGUGUUGUGUUAUGACAGGUUUUCUGUACUUGCUGGCACAGUUAUGUUGUAGUUCUGUAUAAGACACUGUGGGAUUAUACUGGAUUAUUUUCAGUCUUGCACCUUUUAAUGGAAUGGAUUGGUUCUCCAGGAUUGUCAUUGUUAGCUGAUGAUUGAAGUUAAAAGUCAUUCUUCUUACAGGUGAAGUUAGAGAUUGUGCUACACGUUUGAAAUGUUUUUGUUUGUGUGAAAUUAUAUUUUCUGGACAUUUUGUGUGCUAAAGGGGAUACAACUUACUGUGUAUUAUUACCUCACCUCUGGCCCUUUUUUUUAAAAACUUUUUGUGUCGUUUAAUAAUGAAAAAAAAGACCCUUCCAUACUUUAUGUAUGUAAAACCUGUGUUCGUAUCUGUGGGUCCCACUCUUUGUGCAAAAUGCACAUUUUCUUUCGGCUCAGUAUUCAUGGUGCGUAUUUAAGCUUUCCACAAAAAAAAAAAAAAAAUUUAAAUCAUACUAAGCCAUCUAUGGUCAUGAUAUUGAUUACAUAUGAA
This is a messenger RNA of Archocentrus centrarchus (flier cichlid), 2734 nucleotides long. Its product is annotated as solute carrier family 25 member 53. Gene Ontology annotation, cellular component: mitochondrion. The transcript has 2 exons. Gene Ontology annotation, molecular function: NAD transmembrane transporter activity. The record is from RefSeq and is a predicted model, not a curated record. NCBI's taxonomy places the organism in Eukaryota, Metazoa, Chordata, Actinopteri, Cichliformes, Cichlidae. The coding region runs from base 169 to 1050 and encodes 293 amino acids.